AUGCCUUUCUUCGCACUAUCAGAGGAGACCAGGGAGCGUAUCUCCAGGGUCAUCGAGAUCACCAAGCAGGCCGUCCACUGGGGUUUCAUUCCCAUGAUUCUCUACAUCGGAUACACCCGCUCCGCCAAGCAGAUCUCCUUGAUCAAGUUGAUCUCUCCUCUCGCCGCCUAA
Saitoella complicata NRRL Y-17804 is the source of this 171-nucleotide messenger RNA. Its product is annotated as TOM7 family protein. Gene Ontology annotation, biological process: protein import into mitochondrial matrix. Gene Ontology annotation, cellular component: mitochondrial outer membrane translocase complex. The record is from RefSeq and is a predicted model, not a curated record. The transcript has 3 exons. Bases 1 to 171 code for a protein of 56 amino acids. NCBI's taxonomy places the organism in Eukaryota, Fungi, Ascomycota, Saitoellomycetes, Saitoellales, Saitoellaceae.